Molecule: messenger RNA, 1413 nt
Organism: Acanthopagrus latus (yellowfin seabream)
Lineage: Eukaryota; Metazoa; Chordata; Actinopteri; Spariformes; Sparidae
Gene: slc25a25a
Product: solute carrier family 25 member 25a
Exons: 10
Coding region: 1-1413 (470 amino acids)
Biological process (GO): transmembrane transport
Cellular component (GO): mitochondrial inner membrane
Molecular function (GO): ATP transmembrane transporter activity; calcium ion binding
Source: RefSeq, a predicted model, not a curated record
AUGCUCGGCCUGUGCCUUUACGUCCCUGUGUCUAACUCGGACCCCAUUGAAGUGGAAUAUUUUGAGUCUAACGGACUGCCGUCGGAGCUGAAGUCUCUCUUUAACAAAUUGAGCGUGUUCCUGCCGUCCCAGGAGUUUUCAACAUACCAAAAGUGGCGAAUGAAAACCUUAAAAGGGGAGGAAAAUGAGUCAGAUGGACAGCUGGACUUUGAGGAGUUUGUUCACUAUCUGCAAGACUAUGAGAAAGACCUGAAGCUUGUGGUGAAAAGCAUCGACAGGAAGAAUGCUGGCCGCAUCGAUCCUAAGGAGUUCAUGCAGUCUCUUCAGGACCUCGGUGUGCAUAUUUCCCCACAGCAUGCGGAAAAAACCCUUAAAAGCAUGGAUAAGAAUGGUAUGAUAACUAUCAGCAGUAAAGACUGGAGCAACUACCCCAUGGUUGAGAAGACGGAGAACAUUCCUGAGAUCAUCCUGUACUGGAAACACUCCACGAUAUUUGAUGUGGGUGAGAACCUGAUGGUGCCUGAUGAGUUCACCAUAGAGGAGAAGCAGACUGGGAUGUGGUGGAGGCAUCUGGUUGCAGGUGGAGGAGCUGGAGCUGUUUCAAGGACCUUUACAGCCCCCCUGGACAGACUCAAAGUCAUGAUGCAGGUUUAUGGAUCCCGGACCAACAACAUGUGCAUCAUGACUGGGAUGAUGCAGAUGAUCAAAGAGGGUGGAAUGAGGUCUUUGUGGCGCGGCAACGGUGUGAACAUCAUCAAAAUUGCCCCCGAGUCGGCCCUCAAGUUCAUGGCAUAUGAGCAGAUCAAACGUUUAAUUGGCAGCGAUAAGGAGACUCUGAGCAUCGUGGAGCGCUUUGUUGCAGGGUCUCUGGCUGGAGUGAUCGCCCAGAGCACAAUCUACCCCAUGGAGGUCCUGAAAACUCGUCUUGCUCUGAGGAAGACCGGGCAGUACUCUGGUAUCUCAGACUGUGCCAAGCAGAUUUUCAGGAGGGAAGGACUUGGAGCAUUUUAUAAAGGCUACAUCCCCAACAUGCUGGGUAUCAUCCCUUAUGCAGGCAUCGACCUGGCAGUGUACGAGACGCUGAAGAACAGCUACCUGCAGCAAUACGGCACCAACAGCACUGACCCCGGCGUGGUUGUCCUGCUGGCCUGCGGCACGGUGUCCAGCACCUGCGGUCAGCUUGCCAGUUAUCCUCUGGCUCUGGUUCGCACCCGCAUGCAAGCACAAGCUGCGACAGAAGGCAGCCAGCAGGUGACGAUGUCCGGUCUCUUCAGGCAGAUCCUGCAGAACGAGGGCCCCACAGGGCUUUAUAGAGGCCUGGCCCCCAACUUCCUCAAAGUCAUCCCUGCAGUCAGCAUUAGCUACGUGGUGUACGAGCACCUGAAGACACAGCUGGGAGUGACAUCACGCUGA